AUGAAACUAAGCGGACUGAAUAGAUAUGGCCUCGGUUUUAACCCUCCUGCACUUGUGGACAUCUUUCAUACCCCAGGUGCCAACUUACUGCUCCUUCACGAGUACGGAGACACCAAUGCAAGUUAUGACUCGUUCUCCGCAGCCGGCUGUAACGCCUCAAAGCCUCUCUAUAUGUGUGUGGCUGCCAUCGAUCCCAGUUAUACCAAUAAGUUUGCAGCAAUCAAACAAGUACUCGAAGGGGGUAUCAGUAAUACCCCGGGGUUUCCCUGUAAGCUCCAAGUAGUUGAUUCGAUGCCGUAUGCACAGAACGAAGAUACAGCGAUUCCCUGCACUGGGAUUCUUCGAGAAUACAACGAUCCUGCAAAACUUGGCGGGGACCCCUCAGGUGCGCCAAAUCGGGCUUGGGAAAUGCCGGUGUUCAUGACACGAGCGGUCCAGCUAGCGACGCAAGUGGAGCCGCAAGGGGUAAUCGUCAAUGCCUUCCCUACAGCGAUUGAUAUCGCCGUGUGUAAGAAAUUCGAUGAUCCUAAUGCGACGUACUGUCGUGAUGAUGAUCUAGUCCAGUAA
Molecule: messenger RNA, 567 nt
Organism: Penicillium malachiteum
Lineage: Eukaryota; Fungi; Ascomycota; Eurotiomycetes; Eurotiales; Aspergillaceae
Exons: 1
Coding region: 1-567 (188 amino acids)
Source: RefSeq, a predicted model, not a curated record